Ciona intestinalis (vase tunicate) is the source of this 2927-nucleotide messenger RNA. The record is from RefSeq. Lineage: Eukaryota; Metazoa; Chordata; Ascidiacea; Phlebobranchia; Cionidae.
GAGAAGAGCCUUUCGUUAGUACUAUAUUAGCAUUCACUGGUAUGUUGCUGUAGUAUAACAACGCUGGAAGCUCUCAUGUGCACUAUAUACGUUGAGGCAGCUCUGAAAUUAAAAGAUUUGAAAUGCAGCUGAAGAAUUAUUUAGUAAACGACGGCCUACGACUCUUUAUAUGGGUUGCCUGGAUAUCCAUAAACGCUUCGCUAUUCUACUUUACAUUUAUGUAUUAUUAUAACGGGAUUCAGUUUUAUUACCUUCACCAAAUGUUAGGGUACGGUCUAUGCAUCAGUAGAGCAAGUGCUGCGUGUAUUAAUCUCAACAGCAGUUUCAUUCUAUUUCCAAUGUGCCGAGGACUUGUAACAUUUAUGAGAGGAUUGCCGCGGGGUGUUGGGCGACAGGUUCGAAGACUUUUAGACAGAGGGCGGUCCUUUCAUAUACUGUGUGGGUAUAUACUGUGCCUGUUAGCCGGUGUUCACUGUGCCGCGCAUGCGUACAACGCUGUCUACUUCUCAAAAUAUUACAACUCAAGAUAUAAAGAUCUGAACGUAGCAAAAUAUAGCAACCAGAAUCCAUUGUUAAUGCUUGUGACGUCACUAUCAGGCAUUACAGGAAUAUUAUUGGUCAUCUCAUUAGUCGUCAUUUCCGCUUUCGCGUCUCGUCCAAUCAGGCGGAAUAAUCACAAUAAGUUCUGGAAGACGCAUCAUAUAUUUAUUGUUUUCUACGCAUUGAUAUUUAUACACGCGAUGGAUGGUGUAAUAAAGUACCAGACGAACGUGGACCAGCAUAAACCAGGGUGCUUCAUAAUAAUCGACCAAACCAAUAAUACCUCCAACAUAUCAAUGGUACAACCAGAACCUGAACCAUUUCCGAACCAUCCUAGCAUGGUGAAACCAAAAAUGGUUGCUGUUCCAGAGCCACCUCAUGGGGAACCAUUUCCAAAUAUGAAAUUGGCAUCAAAAAUGCCAUCAAAAACAGACAUGAAAUUUAUGAACAACACUGCUCCACAACCCCACCAUGUGAUUAUGCCUGAGCCGGAACCAAUGCCGCACAAGGGCGCUCAUGGUGCACCAAAUACAACAAGAAUUUUCGUCCACGGUUCCUGGGUUGAAGUGAUGGAAUGCGUACAACCACCGCCCAAGUUUAGUUCAUGUGGUCAAGAGGCUUGGCUUUGGCUUUGUGCUCCUUUGAUUAUCUACGUCAUAGAGCGUAUUGGACGUCAUUUCCGAUCGUCUCAUGACGUCACAACGAUAGUGAAAUUUAUCGAGCACCCAUGUGACGUCAUCGAGUUACGUUUAUACAGAAACGGCUUUUCAGCGAAACCAGGCCAGUGUAUUUGGGUUCGUUGUCCCCAGCUUUCCAAAGUAGAAAGCCAUCCGUUUAGUUUAACUUCUGUUCCUUCCAAAGACGAUCCCACGUUUGGAAUUCAUGUCAAAUUGCGCGGCGACUGGACAGAAGAACUACGUGACUUGAUGGUUCGAGAACUAAACCCAGUUGUUGAAAUCUCGAAAGAUAAAAUCAUUGCGGGAGGAAAUUUUCUAGAAAAAGAUGAUGAACUAUCAAAUAGAGGGGAAACGGAGUACAAACGUAACCCUAAUAAUUCCCAAUACUUGGCGACUAUGGCAAGUCCAAAUCAAUCAAUAAAUAAACCAUGUUUGGUACAUAACUUCAGGACUCAAGAAACGGAUUUUCAAAUGCACUGUACUCUUUCAAAUUCAACUAUUUCGUUGUACGAUAAUCACGAAAUGCCUACACAUCAAGAAAAUAUAGAUGAUCAAACAUGUAAGAAGACUUCGUCUACAUGCCUUUCUCAAUACAGUUUGGAAUCCGAAAGUCAGCGAAACCUUCCGAAAUCAACAACGUUACAUUCGAAAGAUCAGCAAAAUCUUCAAAACGAAACAACGUUAUAUUCCGAAGAUCAGCGAAAUGUUCCGAAAAGUACAGCAUUGGUUUCCGAAGCUUGUUCUACAAAAAACGACAUCCAUUUACCGUGCAAUCAAACUGUUUCAAAGCAAUUGCCAAUUUUAUGUGUGGAAGGACCGACAGGUGGAGCUAUGGAGGAUAUAUUUAAAUAUAAGAUUUCCAUGUGCGUUGCUGGAGGAAUAGGAGUCACACCAUAUGCGUCUGUACUUAAUGCUUUAUUAAAAGAUGAAGACCUCUUCUCUCGAAUGAAGUUGAAACGUCUUUACCUAAUAUGGUCAUGCAAGGACCCACGUUCAUUCUCAUGGUUUGCGUCACUGAUUCGUGACGUACAAAUAGUGUUGUGGAAGCGAAACUGUCCCGACCUGUUAUCAGUACGUCUUCACAUUACUGGUUCAAAUACGUUGCAAUCUGAAGAAUCGGGUGACCAGUUGUUAUCAGACAUACAAGGCUGCCAUGUAGCGUAUGGUAGACCAGACGUAACACAAGUGUUUGAAGAAAUUCGGACUGCAGCUCAAUACCAAAGAUCAACAGUUGGAGUAUUCUGUUGCGGACAUCGCUUAUUGGUUUCUAGCGUGAAGCAUCAUUGUCUCAAAACAAAAUCCAGCAAAGUGAAAUUUUUAUUUAACAAAGAAGCAUUUUAGAUAUUUUAGCCUUAUUACUUUUACCGAAGUCAGCAUAUUUUUACAGCAUUUUAUACCAGUAUUAUUGCAUUUUCAACAUAUUUAUUUACCAAACGUGUAGCAAACUCUGUAUUGCGAGUAUUUUUAUGCAGUUUAGUUACAUUUUUAGACAAAAACAACGCCUAACUUAUUUCCUUUUCGUAGAAAAUUACUUUUUCUAAUUUCUCCCUUCAUAUUUUCCUCGCUGUAUAAGCGUUAAACCAUACAGUUCCCAGCAAAGGCUGCUAUUUAUAUUACUGUUUUAUACCGUUGCAAUUUUAUGCAGUAUUAUUUCAAAUUUUUACAUACUGCCUUUCGUGACUUUUAGACAAUAAAACAUUCCAGUUAUUU